UCCGCCGUCACGCGCCGCCGCGACUACACGUUAUUAGGGCUCUUAAACGCCACUACACGCGACGCGCGCGUUUCGAACGUAGUGAACGAUCUCGCGACCGGUUCGCCGUAGCCCAUGAGCGACCAGUGACAUCUCGAUACUUGUGCUGUGUGACUUGCAGUGAAACGCUCAGUGCAUACAUGUGCAAGUGAUGGAUUACUGCGGAUCUAACUUCGAGUGCUGACGACCGGGCCUCGGUCCCGACGUAUGCCCCGGCGCCGCUAGCCCGGACGCGCCAGCAUGCGCGCCCCCGCGGUGCUGAUCGCCCUGCUAGGGUUUCUGCCCCAGGUGCUGACGUCUGGUUCCUUCGAACUUAGGAUAAAAAGUUUUACGAACUCAUUGGGUAGGUUAAGUAGUGGGCAGUGCUGUGAUGGUUCCUCAAAUAGUGACGCGCCGUGUUUGGCGCCGUGCAGGACUAAAUUCCGAGUGUGCCUCAAGAUUUAUCAAGCUAACAUCGACACAACGUCACCGUGUACCUUCGGUGAUAUCACGACGCCCGUGUUGGGCGGCAACUCAUUGGAUGUGCCCAAUCUGCACGUGGAAGGAUUUAGCAAUCCCAUCGUGUUCCCCUUCGACUUCACAUGGCCGGGCACAUUCUCGCUUAUAGUGGAAGCGUGGCACGACACCAACGAGACGUCAAGAUCUGAUGAUACUCUAAUAGCCCGUAUGACGAAGCAGAGUGUUGCCGAUGUGGGGGGUCCAUGGAUAGAUGAGGAGCAGAGGUGGGGCGGACCUGGUGACGCUCACCUGAGGCUCUCGUACCGAGUGACGUGUGCCGCUCACUACUACGGAGCGGGCUGUGAGGUGCUCUGCAGACCGAGAGAUGACGCCUUCGGACACUACACCUGCUCGCCCGCCGGUGAAAUUGUCUGCAAAGCGGGAUGGACCGGGGAUUAUUGCUCAAAACCGCGAUGCUUGCCCGGCUGCGACGCGGAGCACGGCCACUGCCUCAAGCCCGACGAAUGCAUUUGUCAUUCGGGCUGGGUGGGCGAGCUGUGCGACCAGUGCGAGCGGCACCCGGGCUGCGUGCACGGCACCUGCUCGCGGCCCUGGGACUGCAUCUGCGAGGAGGGCUGGGGCGGGCUGUUCUGCAACCAGGACCUCAACUACUGCACCAACCACCGGCCCUGCCGCAAUGGCGGCACGUGCCACAACACCGGCCAGGGCAGCUACACCUGCAUGUGCCCCAAGGAGUACACGGGCCCCGACUGUGAAAAGUCGCAGCACUCGUGCGCCGUGCGGCCGUGCCUGAACGGCGGCGCGUGCGUGCCGGACGAGGGCGGCGAGCUGGCGUGCGCCUGCCCGGCCGGCUACGAGGGCGCGCGCUGCGAGACGCGCCGCCUCACGUGCGCGGACCGGCCCUGCCGGCACGGCGGCGUGUGCGAGCCGCGCAACGCGGGCUACGUGUGCGUGUGUCCCGUGGGCUUCGCGGGGCCGGACUGCGCGCUCGAGGCCGACCCCUGCGCCGCCAGUCCUUGCCGAAACGGCGCCACCUGCGCGCGCGCCGGCGACGGUUUCAAAUGCACCUGCAAACCUGGCUACCGAGGCAACCGCUGUGAGAUUGACAUCGACGACUGCGCCGGCAUAGUCUGCGAACACGGCGGCACCUGCGUCGACCUCGUCAACGGUCAACGCUGUCAGUGCGCGCCCGGAUUCCUUGGGCCGCGCUGCGAAACCAGAGUGGACCUGUGCCUCGCCAAACCCUGUGCAAACGGUGGAGAAUGUUUGAUCCUCGAUAACGACUAUGAGUGCCGGUGCCGGCCCGGUUUCGCCGGCAAAGACUGCAGUAUAGACAUCGACGAGUGCUCGUCCGGGCCGUGCCGGAACGGUGGCACGUGCCGAGACCGCGUGGACGGGUACCACUGCGCGUGCGCGGCGGGCUGGGGCGGCAAGUCGUGUACGGUGUCGCUGGCGGAGCUGGCGGCCAAGCAGCCUGGCGUGAACCUGCGGCGCGUGGGCGACGAGCUGGGCGCGGAGCGGCUGUCGGGCCAGCAGGUGGCGUGGAUCGCGAGCGUGACGGCGGCCGUGCCGCUGGCGGCGCUGGCGGCCGUGCUGGGCAUUGUGUGCGUGAGGCGGCGCCGCAAGCGCGCGGCGGCGGCGGCGGACGCGGAGGCGCGCGCGCAGAACGCGGCCAACGCCACGGGGCACGUGAUCCGCAACACGUGGGGCAAGUGCGACGCGCCCGCCGCCGAGUGCCAGAACGCGCACAACGCCGCCGCCGAGGAGUGCAAGCGCAAGACGCUCAACACCGAGAGCGCGCGCCUGCUGGCCGCGCUCGACCCCAGACUCUCGCGGCUCUCCGCGGACUCCGCCUACUGUGCCAAUAGCGAUACGUCGCUAGUGAAGCGAGCGCUAGAAGGCGGAGGGGUGUAUGUGUUAGACGACCAUUGCUUGCCGCCGACGUACGCGACACAAGUGUAGUGAUACAAACGCGACAAUGGACAAACACUAACUUAUUUAUUCACAACGGACGCUCUUGCGAAACAGGCUGUGCGCCGCGUGUAAAUAUAGCGUUAAAGUGUAAAGUGACCCUGUAUAAACGGCUAGUUUUAAGCGUUCCGAUGUAUUUAUUUAAGAGAGCGAUUCGUACGCCCCUGUAAAUAGUAUUGGCGGGACGGAUCGCGUUUUUUCCGCCCCUGAUCGGCAAGCGUCGCGCCGAGCGAGGACCGCGCGGGCCGAGGGGCCAGUGGACGCCGUCCACGUCGCGAUCUCUGUACGCUUGCGGCAACGCCAUUCUGACGACCCUGUAGACAUACAUUGUGUAAUUAACUCAAAUAAAUUCACUAAAUCUUGACAAAAAUCGAAUAUAUUUUUAACAAUUUUAAUGUUUUGGAGAAUUUUAGGCCGUUUACACGGUUAGCAGAAUGGUUCGGCCCCAAGUAUAGGUAAGGUGUGCGGGGUCUCGCGGCUCGGUCCGCCGCCUGACGCCGCCUCCCGGCGCGACCGUGCGGGCUCGCGCGCCGGCCGCCACUGUCGCGCCGGGACCACUACACACCACUCACACUAUCCCUCUAGACUCGCACCAGUAUAGAAGCCAAACCGUGCGUAAAAUAAGAUUAGACUAAUUUAUAAAAAAAAUAACGCGAAUGAUGCGUUCAUCAGUUUCACAUUGAUUUAUAUUUUGUGAUUGACUAAUUGUUGUCGUUUGUUCCUAUGAUUAUUAUAGUGAAUUUCUCCAUGAAAAAUCUUGAUCAGGUUUUCUUGAAAAUCGACGUAGAUUUUUUCCUUUUUUUCUUAACUUCCGUACUCGGGAUGUAGAGCAGUUAGCACGAUAAUUUAACGUUCCUGAGACUGUGACCGCCAUUUCUGCGGCCUGCAUGCGCACGCGCAGGCAGGCUGUACAAGUCGCUGUCGCACCACACAAAUAUUCACGCACGUAAUUAGUCCAUAGGUUAAAAUUAAAUUCAGUACUUAUAGAAACAAAUUGUCGAAACCUAAGUCAUUGUGUAUAAAAGCGUAAGUUUUAGUGUUGUAAGGAUAUUCUCCAUUACUUAUAAGAGUACUGAGACAAUAUAAAGUGUGUCAUUAGGCAACAUAAGACACGAUAACUCUGCUUGUUUUAACUUAUUUAUUUUAAUAGGUACAGUUCUCGAGCUAUGUUGUGUUUGUAGAUUCGCCUCGGGCGACACACGUGACGUCACAGUGCGUCGUGUGUGCCGCGUUGACCGCGAAUCGUCAUUAUGAAAUAAUUUAUGUUAAAUUACAUUUUUAUAAAGUCCGUGUAGAUAUUAUGCGGUAAGUGAUAGGUGAUCACCUCUUAUGUUGCCUUUUGUACUCGAGCGUAGAUUAAAAAGGUUAAAUCGACAAAAUUGUAAAAAUAUGAAUAGACUGAUGAUCAAUAAUAAUUCUCUUGUAUUUAAUUUUUUAAGAUGACAAAUAAGUUUAAAUUAUGAGGAAAUAAAGGAACAUCCAAAUGUACUAAAAAUAGAAUCAUAAUUGUUGUACUUAAUUGAUCACAGUGAACCUUUCAUUUUUCUUUUUGAGAAUUUCGGUAAUGAUAUCAAAAUUAUGAUUACCAUUCCGAAUAAUAAAAUGACAGUAUUUUUAAUUUAUUUAUUACAACCGUAUGAUUAUAAUUAUUGUGAAUUUCUUUAAUUUUUAUUAACAAAAAUCAUUGUUUAAUUAUUUUUUGAGCUUAAGUUUACAAUUGACUGACGUAAAUUGACUUAUUGAUACUUUGGACACAUUUUAUUAAAUCAUGAAUGUAUUAUACCGCGUGUGAGUAUACUAAAAGAUAACGUUUCAAAUCAUUCCAUUACUUAGCUAAGUAGCCUUUAUCUAUAAAUCUUAUUUUUAAUUUCGCUAUUUUCUUAUUAUUGUUUAUUUUGCAUGUGAAACCAGUGAUUGUCUUAAUUGUUCUACGUUUCGUCCUACUGGGCAAAGUACAAUUACCUGUUAUCUGUCUUAGUAUUAUUUUAUUACCUUUUGGUAUAUUCACAUAUAAUUAUUAUGUUUCAAAAGAAAAAUGAAAGUACUCUUCUGCUGAGCCGCAGAUGGUAUUCCAUAAAUAGAUUCUAACAGAAUAAAAGUCAUUGUAUUGCUAAUUAUGGUGAUAAAUUGCCAGCGAGUGUUUGUGACGAAGUGUAAUUAUUGCAGUGGAUGCAAACGAGAAAUAAAAUGUUAAUAAUAAACAAUUGUUUACAAAAAAUUAAAA
Molecule: messenger RNA, 4693 nt
Organism: Trichoplusia ni (cabbage looper)
Lineage: Eukaryota; Metazoa; Arthropoda; Insecta; Lepidoptera; Noctuidae
Gene: Delta
Product: neurogenic locus protein delta
Exons: 7
Coding region: 280-2460 (726 amino acids)
Biological process (GO): Notch signaling pathway; heterophilic cell-cell adhesion; establishment or maintenance of epithelial cell apical/basal polarity
Cellular component (GO): plasma membrane; protein-containing complex
Molecular function (GO): calcium ion binding
Source: RefSeq, a predicted model, not a curated record